UUUUUCAUUACUCCAGACAACUUCCCUUCCGAUACUAUCCAGUCUCGUCCGCUACCCAGUACACCGACCCACGCUCAAUCUCCAGAUAUCGCUGGAUGGAACUCAACUGAAGAUGUCUGCGGUGGUGAUGAGCAUGAUCCUGAUCUGUUUGUGGUCCUCUACGACUUCAAUGGCGGAGUCGAGAACCAGCUCACGGUCAGAAAGGGUGACCAUGUCCGUAUCCUGGGCUACAACAAGGGUGGCGAGUGGUGUGAGGCCAAGAAACUCAAAAACGGCAAGACGGGCUGGGUGCCCGUGACGUACGUCACCCCUUUCAACAGCCUCGAGAAGCACUCCUGGUACCACGGCCCCAUCUCUCGCAAUGCGGCGGAAUACCUCCUCAGUAGCGGCAUCGAUGGCAGCUUCCUGGUCCGGGACAGUGAAAGCAGUCCCGGUCAUAGGUCAAUAUCCCUCCGUUUCGAUGGCCGGGUGUACCACUAUAGAAUUAGCAGUGGGUCGGAUGGAAAGGUAUUUGUCACGACGGAGAGCAAGUUCAGUACCAUCGCCGAGCUGGUCCACCACCACUGCAAGCAGUCGGACGGUCUGAUCACGACGCUGCGAUACCCCGCGGCCAAGAUGCAGAAGCCCAUCAUCUACGGGGUGUCGCCACUGCCAGACGAGUGGGAGAUCGAGAGGACGGAUAUCUCGAUGAAGAACAAGCUGGGCGGGGGACAGUACGGGGAGGUUUACGAGGCCAUCUGGAAGAAACAUAACAAGAUUGUUGCAGUCAAAACACUCAGGGAGGAGAAUAUGAGGGUGGAUGAGUUCCUAAGAGAAGCAUCCGUGAUGAAAAACAUCAAGCAUCCAAACUUGGUUCAGUUAUUAGGUGUAUGCACGAGAGAGCCCCCGUUCUACAUCGUGACGGAAUUCAUGCCCUAUGGUAACCUCUUGGAGUACUUGAGAGAUAACGAUGAGACCUCGCUGCCUGCCGUCACGCUGCUUUACAUGGCAACGCAGGUUGCGUUUGGCAUGAGCUACUUGGAGAAAAAUAGUUUCAUUCAUAGAGAUUUAGCAGCAAGGAACUGCCUAUUAGGUGAGCACCACCUACUAAAAGUAGCAGACUUUGGGCUUGCCAGGAUGGUCCAGGGGGAGAUCUACACGGCUCAGGCCGGGGCCAAGUUCCCCAUCAAGUGGACCGCUCCAGAGAGUCUGGCCUACUACAAGUUCUCAAGCAAGUCCGACGUUUGGGCCUUUGGUAUCCUACUCUGGGAGAUUGCAACGUACGGAUGUUCCCCGUACCCUGGGGUGGAUCUCCAGCACGUCUACGGCAAACUUGAGCAGGGCUACAGGAUGGAGAGACCAGAAGGCUGCCCGACGGACGUCUACAAGCUCAUGCUCAAGUGCUGGGAGUGGAGGCCCACCGAGAGGCCCUCGUUCUCUGAAAUUCAUGAAGAGAUGAACAACAUGUUCCAGAACAGCAGUAUCAGCGAAGAGGUGGAGAAGUCCCUGCACAGACGUGGCAAGGAUCCGCCUACCCUCCCGGCUAAGAAGAAGAGCAUCAGGCGAGGGCAGCAGACUAAUGAGAACGAGCCUCCGAGAGGCAAGGAAGCUCACACGAUUGUUGAUACAGUAAAAUCCUCAUCGCCACCGGCAUCGCCUGAGGUUUCAAGAAAGAAGCCAGCUUUCAUGAAGAAUCUUCGCAAGAAAGACACGCCCAAGAGAAAAGAUCAGGAGCGGCGGAACAGUUCCUCAGCCGAAGAUGAGCUGAAGCUUCUUUCCAGAGACCACCACAUGGACCACAAGAAUUCUCCAAUCCAUCGGAAAGAGAACGGAGUUCCCAAAAUGCUUGGUGAUAUCGUUGGACAUGAAUUAAAUUGUGUACUGCCUGGGACAUCACCUCCCGGUAAUAGUGGCUCAGAUGGCGUGCAUGACGGCUUUAACUCGGGCUUUGGCCCUCGGACAGCUCUAAGGCCGCCUGGUAGUGGAUUCGGGGGAGGGGAUGGGAAGAAGACAAAGCCAUCGAGAAUAGCGAAAGAACCUAAAAUAGAGAAAAAACCUAGUCUAGAGAAUAUCGCAGAUGCUAAUGAAUCGUACCCAAUCCCCAGAUCGCCCUCGAGUCCAACGUUAGAUCGUAAAAACAAGAACCCUGUUAUAAGAGAAGGAAAUGGAGAGGUGCAUGGACAUAUGGUAGGAAAACCUGCCUUUAAACCUCUUCCUGCAAAACCUAGUAAACCUAGCAACUGGCCAGAAAACGGUGGUCAUGACAGUUCAAAAGAGCCACUUGGGAAAACCAAGUCGCUACCAUUUUACCAAGAGCAAGUUGACCAAUUGGAAUCGCCGGACACGGACAAUUUCAAAGACCUGCCAACGUCUCCAACGGGUCGUAGUCGAGACAAACGAAAAGACAUUGUGAGACCGUCUGUCCCUCCUCCUGCCCCGCCUCCUGCUAGAUUAGCUAGUCCUGUUGAAUCCCCAACCACCCCUAGCCCCAGGGGUUCCCCCUCAAGGUCGUUCUUGAACAGUAAGCCUCAGAUUAAAGGGGCCAAACCCCAAAUCAAAGGACCAAAGCCAAUCAUUACCAGCCCCAAACCUGAAAUUACCAUCCCAAGGUCAUCGCCCAACGUGAGUCCCGGUGUCAAGUUACGCCCCGAGAAGCGCGCAUCGGCAAGAAAGCGUGGCAAUUCACCGAUCAAGAAUGAUUCUUCCGGACAGGGUGGAAAGGCUGAAGUCCUACAGAUGGCCGAAAUGCUGUACGCUCAGACAAACAUGCUCAUCCAGAACGGCGAAUACAGCAAAUAUAGCGGCGAACUUUGCUCAGAGUUGGACAACUUCUUCAAGCAGUGCACCAAGCACGUAGAUUCUGUCAUGGUCAAGGCACGCUUCUCGUUCCGGGAAAUUUUGAACUCUCUGGAGUCAAACACAAAGUCGCUGAGAGUCCGUUGGUCUUCCGCUUCCAGCAGUGAACUGGAAAGAAUAGUUAAGGACUUGCAUACAAACGUGUCUGACAUUCGUGGCAUCGUUCAGCGGUAGCUUGAGAGUGCAUCUCUUUGAUUGGACACAGCCAGUUGCAACUCAGUCGAUCAUCUACCGAUAUUAUGUAUGGGUGAUGAAUAGAAACACGGCCAGAAAUGGAAUAUCGUGUGAAAUGUUAUUUGUAGAUAAUUGAAAUGUUACACUUCUGAUGCAAUCAUACUGCCCCUGUACUGAAAAAAAUCUUACAUUUUUUUCUUUCUUGACAAGGUGAUUUAAGAUAUUGAUCAGGAAUUCUGCUGCAGAUAUUUGAUCUUACUAAGAAAUAACUACUUGAAAGCAACAUAUGAGCCAGAGGAAUGUUAAAAGAUACUAUCGGCAGAAUUGUGUGACAUGACAACUCAAAGGUAUUUGAAGUAGGUGCAAAAUGUGAUGCAGAGUUCAUCGAUUGAUGUUAUUAUCAGCAUGAGGACAGUUUGUAAUAUUGCUCAUACUUAAAUUGAUCCUAUGCCAUCAAUCCUUCAUUUGAGGUAUCAGAAUAUAUCCUAAACAAUGUCAGAUGAAAAUGUGAAUGCUUUUACAUGUAGCUGCGUUAUGAAAAGCCAAUUGUCCUUCAUAUUCACAGUCUCGUAGAAGAUCCAUAUUGGUAGGCAUAAUUAUUAUCAUACAGAUGUGGUUGUUGAGAGUUGUUCUGACUUUCUGCUACAUGUACGUUGACCUAUUAGUUGGUGCAAAAUUGGCCAAUCUUCAUUGUUGGUGUUGGUGUUUGGAGGGCUUUAAAGGCUUCUGGACUGAACCUUAAAACAUUGAAUGAAUAAGUUGUCAACCAUUCGGAUACAGUAAUCUGUUAUUCCUAUAGGCCCCUAUUCUGAAGUCCUGGUCUGAUUUAGGCUAUGGUCUAACUGAUAUCCUGAGAAGCCGAAAAAUGUCAAAAUUGAUUAACGUUGUGUGUUCCUUAUAAACUAGGCUCUUUCAUCAAGCUGUAAUGAUGAAAAAGACUAUUGUCAUGAUUCUCUGAAACUUAAUUGAAAAAUGAUUGGAGUGUCAAGUUAGCUGAUAAAUUGAACCAAUAUUUUGUAUUUGUUACAAAUGGCUAUCCAUAAUUAAACCACAAAUUUAGACCAGAGUUUUGAUAAAACGUACUUAACAAUACGGACCUUAGACUUCUACAGACACCACUUGGAUCUUGUAGACAACCAGUUAACAAAAUUCAUACUAAUCAUGUGUGCUUAUUGCUAAAAAAAACAUGAUAUAAUGGCAAUCCCAGCACUAGCCUCAUUUUGAGUUCGGUGUCACAGCUGGUGCUUGUUUGGCAUCAACUUAAACACCAACUUCAACACCAAUCGUGAAAUCACCCAUUAUGUUAAUUGUUGAAUUGAAAAUGUUGGUGUUAACUCAAACAAAUUUGGGUGUUUCUAAUUCUUGGCCCAACACCAAAUUUAGAUUUGUACAAAUACUGAUCCAAUUAUUGCCAAAUCAGCAUCAAGUUUAUACAUCUAUCUGAGAGGUAGACUCAUUUCAAGUUUUGUGUUAGAACUUGUACUUGCGUGACAAUAAACACCAAACUAUAAAAGAGCUGCUAUUGAAACUACAUGUAGUAUUGAUUUUCAGUAUUUAGUAAUGAAAAAUUAGAAGGAUGCUGAUGGUUUCGUAAGAAAUACGAAUUUCUAUAGUUCCAUUUUCAUGUUUUGUCCCAUGGUAUUUCCUUAAAAAUACUGAUUUUCAGAUGUUCUUGUUCAGGUUAGCAGCUUUGCUAUAAAUUACCCAUUUUGUCUGCAGUUGGGAAAAUAUGCAGAAGAUAUUAAUGUGGGCUGAAUGUGAAUCUAAUGUAUCUGAUCUGACAUUGAUUUUUACUUGCCAAAUUAAAAAAAAAUCAUAUAUUCUAAAUUUUAAGCACUCUAUAAAAAGUCUUUUCUAUGCAAUCAUCUUUUAAAGCUUUCACUUGAUUUUCAGAAUAGAUUGAGUGUUUAUAUUUGGUAAGAAGCUUUAGAGGAUACAAAAAACACAUCAUUGCCUUGUAAAUUAAUUUUUCAUUAACACGAUUAAAGCUAGAAAAUGAGAUCAGGGCCCAAAUACACUCUAAAAAGUGAAAGGUUGGAUAGGGGUAAAGAAAGCACCCUUUAAAAGGGCAGAGGAGUGAAAGUUUUUUUUUAAGGGUGGAAAACGCUGUACUCUGCACUUU
Molecule: messenger RNA, 5131 nt
Organism: Lytechinus variegatus (green sea urchin)
Lineage: Eukaryota; Metazoa; Echinodermata; Echinoidea; Temnopleuroida; Toxopneustidae
Product: tyrosine-protein kinase ABL1-like
Exons: 9
Biological process (GO): protein phosphorylation; regulation of apoptotic process
Molecular function (GO): protein binding; non-membrane spanning protein tyrosine kinase activity; ATP binding
Source: RefSeq, a predicted model, not a curated record